Messenger RNA from Lolium perenne, 2238 nucleotides. The record is from RefSeq and is a predicted model, not a curated record. Lineage: Eukaryota; Viridiplantae; Streptophyta; Magnoliopsida; Poales; Poaceae.
AUGAACCCGUUGAAAUGCGCCUUCGCCGUGCAAUCAGGGCUCUUCCUCGGCUUCGUCGUUCACCAUCGAGGCAUAGAGAUCGAGCCCAAGAAGAUCAAGGCCAUCCUCAACAUGCCGCCACCCUGCAAUCUCAAGGAGUUGCGGGCCUUGCAGGGAAAGCUGGCAUACAUUCGUCGUUUCAUCUCCAACCUCUCCGGACGCAUUCAGCCCUUCUCAAGCCUUAUGAAGAAAGGAACUCCGUUCGUAUGGGAUGAAGCUUGUCAAAGAGGCUUCGAUGACAUCAAGAGGUACUUGCUUAGUCCACCCGUCUUGGCAGCUCCUGUAAAAGGGCGCCCCCUUAUUCUGUAUAUUGCAGCGCAGCCUGCUUCGAUAGGCGCUCUACUCGCUCAACACAAUGAUGAAGGGAAGGAGGUGGCUUGCUACUACCUAAGCCGCACCAUGGUGGGUGCCGAGCGGAACUACUCUCCAAUAGAGAAGUUAUGCUUAGCGCUAAUUUUCUCCUUGAAGAAGUUGAGACACUACAUGCUAGCGCUACAAAUCCACCUCGUUGCAAGAGCGGAUCCUAUAAGGUACGUACUAAGCCAGCCUGCGUUGAUGGGGCGACUAGGAAAAUGGGCACUCCUCAUGAUGGAGUUUGACCUAACCUUUGUCCCCCAGAAAGCGAUCAAGGGGCAAGCCUUGGCAGAUUUCCUUGCAGCGCACCCCAUCCCCGAGGACUCCCCGCUCAUCACCAACCUUCCUGAUGAGGAGGUGUUCACCGCCGAGCUCGAAGGUCCAUGGGAGCUCUACUUCGACGGUGCUUCCCGUACGGAGGCCAAUUCAGACGGAACCCCAAGACGAAGAGCCGGCGCAGGACUGGUGUUCAAGACUCCACGAGGGGAGGUGAUGUAUCACUCCUUCUCCCUUCUUAAGGAGGAGUGCUCCAACAACGAGGCGGAGUACGAGGCACUCAUCUUUGGCCUCCUCCUGGCUCUCUCUAUGGAUGUCCGUUCUUUACGGGCCUAUGGAGAUUCUCAGCUCAUCGUCAGGCAGGUCAACGGUAUCUAUGAAGUACGCAAGCCUGAACUGGUGCCGUACUACAAUGCGGCCCGGAAUCUCAUGGGGAAAUUUCUUCAGAUUGAAGUUCUCCAUGUGCCACGAAGCAGAAACGCGCCUGCGGACGCCUUGGCGAAACUGGCGGCAGCACUGGUGCUUCCAGAUGAUAAAUCCAUGCAGGUGACGGUCGAAGAAAGGUGGCUUCUUCCCGCUGUUCUGGAACUCAUCCCGCCGGAGUACGAAGUCAACUCCAUCACAACAAACAUGGUGGAAGAGGAUGAGUGGCUGCAACCCUUCCUCGACUACUUCAAGCACGGCAGCCUCCCCGACGACCCCGUCAAGAGGCGCCAACUCCAAAGACGAUUGCCCUCCUACGUCUAUAAGGCCGGUGUCUUAUACAAACGGUCUCAUGGGCAGGAGAUCCUACUUAGGUGUGUCAACCGAGGUGAGGCUGAAAAGAUUUUGCAGGAAAUGCACCACGGACCAAGUCAUGCCACGGCUGCCAAAUCCACGGCGACUUCAAGCAUCAACCGCCGGUUCCUCUACACCCCACUGUUCCCUCCCCGGCCAUUCGACGCCCGGGGAAUCGACGCCAUCGGCCCGAUCGAUCCACCUUCCUCGAGGGGCCAUCGUUUUAUCCUUGCAGCGACAGACUACUUCUCCAAAUGGGCGGAAGCUGUCCCGCUGCGGGAGGUGAAGAGCGACAACGUCAUCAACUUCCUAGAGCGAAAUAUUAUAUAUCGCUUUGGGAUUCCACAUCGCAUCACCUCGGACAACGGCAAGGCCUUCAAGUCCAAGAAGAUGUACAGGUUCAUGGCGAAGUACAAGAUCAAGUGGAACUACUCCACCGGCUACUACCCUCAAGCCAAUGGAGCCAUCGAAGCCUUCAACAAGACGCUCGGCAAGAUACUCAAGAAGACGGUGACAAGACAUAGAAGAGACUGGCAUGACCGUCUCUUCGAGUCUUUAUGGGCGUACCGCAUCACGGUCCGUACCCCAACUCAAUCUACUCCCUACUCCCUCGUUUAUGGAAGUGAAGCCGUACUUCCAUUGGAGGUCCAGCUACCCUCUCUACGGGUGGCCAUUCAAGAUGAACUCACCAAGGACGAACAGGUACACCUGCGAUUCCAGGAGCUCGACGCCCUCGAGGAGGAGCGUCUUUAUGCCCUGCAGAACUUGGAGCUUUAUCGCCGAACAUGGUGA